UGGUUUUGUAUUCCACUAACCACACACUACUGGGUCAACUAGGCCAUCUUAUUAUUAUUAGUAUUAUUACCAUUAUAUUAUAGGUCACAUGCGGUGGCGGCGGUGGCGUACAUACCAACGACUUGGCAUUCCGCGAGACCGUGACACGGUGAASAAAAUAUAUCGCCAUAGGCAAGACAUAUUAUUAUAACAAUAUUAUGAAGUCCACACGGACCACUGGGCUAAGGAAUUAGGCCGCAAACUCGGGUCCCGCCGUUUGUCGCCGGAAAACGUCGUCGUGGCACCGCCGCACGUCGAUUCAUUUUGGGGCUUCGGGAGUUCGGGCAUUGUGGCGCGUCGACAGUCGACACUCGACGUUCGUAAAUCGUGAUAUUAUUGUGAUAAACGGUUAUGGCUGAUAAUGAUGCACAUGUCAUUUCACGAAUUGUUCACGCUGCACUGAAGAUAAGAUAAAUUAAUUUGCGCUGUCCGUGUACGGUGUAUAGACGGCGAAAGUGUAAAAAUGAUUAGUGAUUUUAGUGGCGUGCCAAUUUUAAUUUGUUGACGGUUAUUGGUCGAACUUACGUCAUUAUUGCGCUAACCGGUUUUCACGUAUCGAUCGGCACAGUGCGUGCUCCGGAACGAUACGGCACCCAACAACGAUCCGACGACGUMAUAAUUUUUCGCACGACCUCGUCGACUCRGUGCGCCGGUGCUGCCCGAUACCGACAUAGGUUGUCUGCGGUCCACCCGCCAUUGGGCCCAGUAGGCGCCAGCAGUUUGGUUCACGCGCAGUCGAGUUCCCGCGGCGUACACGGUCGCAUUGGUAAUCAGGAUUUUUGUCGGUGAUCUAACAACAUGAAGCAGCAGUUGGACGUGGUGUCUGACAACCGCUGUUUCGGCGGACAGCAAAAGGUCUACGAACACGACAGUACCGUGUUAAAUUUCCGGAUGAAGUUUGCUGUGUACGUACCAGGCAAUUUGGAAGGACCUGCUCCAGUCUUAUACCUUUUGGGUGGUAUGUCAUGUUCUGAACAAACUUUUAUACAGAAAUCAGGGUUUCAACGAUGGGCAGCACAUUAUGGAAUAAUCGUAGUGUCACCAGAUGUCUGCCCUAGGAUUACUUUUGGCGUUGAAAAAAACGAAAUUGAAGCUAAAGGYUUGUCAUUUUAUGUAAAUGCUGUAAAAAAACCAUGGAACCGAAAUUACCAAAUGUAUUCAUACAUCAAUGAAGAGUUACCUAGUAUUAUUCAGGAGAACUUUAAUGUCAACAAAGACAGACAGUCAAUCAUGGGUCACAGCAUGGGAGGUCAUGGUGCAUUAAUUAGUGCACUCAAAAAUCCUGGCAAAUUUUGUUCAGUCUCAGCUUUUGCUCCAGUUUGCAAUCCUUCUAAAACACCAGAUAUACAAUUUAUAUUAAAGUGUUAUUUUGGAGAUGAUACAAAAACCAUGGAGGAAUGGGAUGCUACUUGCUUAGUAGCUAAUUAUAAAGGACCAGAGUUAAAUAUCCUUAUACAUCAAGGGAAUAAUGAUAAAUAUAAAGAACAAUUAAAAUUGGAAAACUUUGAAAGUGCUUGUGAAAAGGCAGGGAUUCCAAUUUCUAUAAAUCUAGAAGAUGGAUAUGAUCACGGAUUUUAUUUCAUUUCAAGUUUUAUAGAACAGCAUUUUCAUCAUCAUUCAAAAUUUUUGUUUGACUCUUAAUAUUUGUUGAAUUAGUUGUAUUUUUAAAUAGUAUUAUACUCGUAUAAUGAGU
Messenger RNA from Diuraphis noxia (Russian wheat aphid), 1732 nucleotides. RefSeq names its product S-formylglutathione hydrolase-like. Gene Ontology annotation, molecular function: S-formylglutathione hydrolase activity. NCBI's taxonomy places the organism in Eukaryota, Metazoa, Arthropoda, Insecta, Hemiptera, Aphididae. The record is from RefSeq and is a predicted model, not a curated record. Gene Ontology annotation, biological process: formaldehyde catabolic process. Gene Ontology annotation, cellular component: cytosol.